CCUCCCCCCCGGCUCCAUCAUGCAUCGAUGGCCCUUUCGCAACUUCAUCACAUCCAGACGAAUAUAUUGAAUAAUCUAGUGCGAGUCGAGUCCCAUCGAUACCCAACAUCUGCGUGUCCGCCAGAAAUCCCAUAUCAAACCCUAAGGCAGAGAGAGGCAUGCCCCGCCCAAAACAAAAAACCAAGGCCGAAGACCUCAUUCGGGUCCGAAAUAAUCAACGCAAAUCGCGAGAGCGGAGGAAGCAACAUGUUGCGGAGCUGGAGCAGAAAGUAAGGCAGCUGGAGUCAGCGGUUGCAGCGGUUAAAGUACCCAUGCCGAGCAUGAGCCUAGCAAAGGAGAAUCGCAUACUUAGAACCCUACUAGAGUCGAUUGGGUUUGACAACUUAUCGCUCGAGGGGUAUCUACAGAGCGCCCCUUUUGGCGGACUGCAGGGGUCGUUAGAACCCGGUCUUAUCGCUCCUGCGGGUCCCGUACCUGGUGUGGAGUUUGGGAGAUUGGAGCCAGGGUCGAUGUCUAGUGAUCAACUCGACGCUCAGGCUACAGGAGAACCAAGUUCCAGUAUUCGGAAUAUAGGCCUUGUUAGUCCCGAUGUCUUGGAUCUCUCGUACUCUGCCCCGAUGCUAGGGGCAAAUGAGACCUCACUAAACAUAAAUCAGAGUCAGCCUCCAACACGGGACACUGAAUUAAUCAUGACCGAAGUUCCAGCCGGUAUACUGCACGCCCCAGAUGAAGAAGCCUUGCGGCCAGCAACCUCUGUCAACGGCGAGACUACAUUAUGCAGCGUCGCAUUCAACCUCAUUAUCCAGUGCAACCGCACGGGCAAGGAUGUGGUCGAGCUCGAGACGAAGCUGCGGUAUGGGUACAAGAUGCCCGCUGGUCCCGGGGAAGGCUGUCGGGUGGAUAAUGGGACUCUUUUGGCGGUACUUUGUGAGCUUGUUAGUGGACUUUAAUCAGGACGCUGCCAGGGUCACCAGGGUUGUUUGAUUACAUUUCUUUUUUCGUUUCCCUCUCUUUUCUUUGUUGUCCCUCUCGUAUUGCGUUGACUUAAGCAGGGUUGAUAGCCUGAAAGAAAUGCAGUAUCUGGUAUGUCACCAUCUGACAAAUGUAGGUAGAAUGGGAUGUCACUGUUUACACGUGGGGAAGUCUUGGCCAUGUCACCACAC
Aspergillus calidoustus is the source of this 1163-nucleotide messenger RNA. NCBI's taxonomy places the organism in Eukaryota, Fungi, Ascomycota, Eurotiomycetes, Eurotiales, Aspergillaceae. The record is from the annotation of a GenBank genome assembly.